AUCACUGUUCUCCAGAGGUGUGGGUUACCCGCCCCUCUCCCUUCUACACAAACCUGGACGGAUCCGUCGCGCUGCAGUUCACAGCGGAGCCCAACACACUGACAACUGACGCGCAGCGACGCACGGUGCGUUUUGGAGCUCUGUCUUUACGCACGGGUCACACACCGCAGUGACCACAGCAGUGCACGCGUGGAUUGGGCAGCAUGCUUUGGUCUCCUGUCCUAUCAGAAACUUUUUUAGGAUUAAGGAGCAGACAUGAAUCUCCGAACUGCAGCGCUAAAGAAACUAUUUAAAAUAUUUUGGGUUUUAAAAACGUUGGGAAGUUUUUAAUUGGAAUAUCUGUACACGUUUCCUGAUAGUUGACAUUUAUGUUUUAACACGUUCGCGGGAAAGCCAGGGUUCUACCCAACACUGCAGAGAUCUGAGUUACGCACAGAAACCCUCUAACAAAUGACUCAAGUGGUUUGUGGCUCCAUCAUUUCUCCCCCCUCGCCUCCCUGUACCGCACCGACCCAGAGAGGACCACCACCCGGCGCACCAGGCUGGACGAGGGGAAUCGCACCUUGUCGAGAAUGUGGGCAGGAAGUUUGCCGACGUUUGUCGCUGGGAUUGUAACUCUGCUGUUGGUCAUUGUGGACGUGAAUGCCAGCGGGGAGUAUUGCCACGGGUGGCGCGACUCUCAGGGCGCGUGGAAAGAAGGGUUCCAGUGCCCGGAGAAGAUCGACGCAGAGGACUCAAUCAUCUGCUGCGGUAAAUGUGAGCUGCGCUACUGCUGCGCCAGCACGGACGCGCGCCUGGAUCAGGGGACCUGCGACAACGACCGGCAGGCGCAGGAGCCCGGGACUGAAACCAAAGAGAACAAAGACUCCCGGGCAGUUCCCAUCUAUGUGCCAUUCCUCAUCGUUGGCUCCGUGUUCGUGGCCUUCAUUCUGGUGGGCUCCGUGGUCGCCGUGUGCUGCUGUCGAUGCCUCCGACCCAAGCAGGAACUGUCUUCAACAGGUGCCACAGGCGGCGGGGCCACUGGUGGACGCUUAUUGGAAACCAUCCCCAUGAUGGCAAACACCUCCAGGGGCUCCUCAUCUCGACAGUCCAGCACAGCCACGUCCUCCAGCUCGUCUGCGCCGCCUGCUGCGCCCCGCAAUGCCCCGCCCCCUCUCAUGAGGGCCCAGGCCUCCUGCUGCCUCCCUCCUGAUGCCAGCGUCUUCGUCAACAUGCCCACCAACUUCUCUGUUCUCAACUGCCAGCAGGCCACUCAAAUCAUGUCUCACCAGGGGCAGUUCUUGCACCCGCAAUACAUCGGCUUUGCCCACCCCGUGUCCUCUACCCCGACCUUUUUGGACCCCAACCAGGGAGGAUACAGGCCCCUCCAGUCUCCCUGUCCUCCCACCACUGUUGGAUCCAUCAUAGUCAGUGAGCAGAAGUCUCCUCCAGUAACAGUGUGAUGAGAAACACCUCUGCAGACAGCGUUACUGUUUGAUCCAAAGACUAUUGAAGUUAAUUAAACCUGUGAGCAGAGAUCUGCAGCCAGUAACGAAAACCUGGAUGUCUCAUGAAGGACUUACUGAACCCUUUCCUCCAGGUGUUUAUGUUUCAAAUGACCUUUUUUAGGGAGCAAUGUGUCUUUCUAGAUGCAAAGUGGGACUUAUGCAGCCUCCCAAAUGGGCUAUAACGCACAGUUCAUUGUUGCCUGCAUGUGGUUUUCUCUGCAUGUGUGUUUAUGGAAGGCAAAAAAACAACAAAAAAAACAAGAUCUGCAGCCUCAUAUAUGCCACGAUGAACAGCAGCAGCCAUAGAGGAGGCACAGAUUUUCAAGCAAAGGCUUUCGAGAAUAUGGGAUAUUUUUGCUCACGUUAAAAAUCUGAGGAAAGAAAGCAUGCAGACGGAUGCUGAGGCAGCACUGAGCAAGUAACUGUGAACGAACCCGGUGUGAUGAGAAUUGCAGGUGGUGAGGGGUGAAAAGCUGUUGCAAUCUCCCAGUAGAGCAUUUCAAGUAAUGAAGAGAGCACGGGACGCAGAGUGUGACGCUCCACCCAACCGCACCCCCACCACCACCUCCCUUUUCCCUUGCCACCCAGAAAGAAAAUAAAAACUGCCAGGAACGGAAGCACUCACAGACCCCAAAUAUGACAAUAUUCACACGAGGCUGGAGCUUAAUGUUCCUUAAAUGUGUGAAACAGAACUGAAAGAGCUCUUUGAAGAUUACUGACUUAAUUACACAGGCCUACCAGCCCCCCCUAAACUUCUUUUCUCUUGAGAAAUGUGUUCUUAGCACCGGCACAGCUCACUAGAUUGGCAUCUGGAGCUUGACUCACCAUUUUAUUCUUGAGAAAGGCAACAGUGGUAAAUUACUGGUUAUUGCUGCAGCUGCGGUUACAGUUGCUGAAGAACACGCAACUGGAAGGAUGAGGUGCUUCACUUAGCGCGCCGACCGAAGUGCCACCCCGGCGUUUGGGGAGCUCAUCUGAACAAUUCCUGAAUGAAUCUGUGCGAGGCACAAAUGAAGGGCUGCUCCCUCAAACAUGCAGUAUAGAAGAUGCGGCUGUUUGAAUGCAUUUUGGAAAAUAAACACAAUUUGAAACAGAAA
Molecule: messenger RNA, 2584 nt
Organism: Oryzias latipes (Japanese medaka)
Lineage: Eukaryota; Metazoa; Chordata; Actinopteri; Beloniformes; Adrianichthyidae
Gene: shisa2b
Product: shisa family member 2b
Source: RefSeq, a predicted model, not a curated record